Salvia hispanica is the source of this 298-nucleotide messenger RNA. The record is from RefSeq and is a predicted model, not a curated record. Lineage: Eukaryota; Viridiplantae; Streptophyta; Magnoliopsida; Lamiales; Lamiaceae.
UUCAACUCAGCUCAUGGCUUCUCAGCUAUCCGGUUCGUCACGGUGGAAUAACACCGAAUUAGGUGGUUUUUUAAAGAAGUGUUUCCGCUGCAAUAAGGAUAUCGACCCCAAAUCCGACAUCUUUAUGGGCGGAGACUAUCGUGCAUUCUGCUCACCUGAAUGCCGCGAUGACCAGAUUGCUGCAGAUGAAGCAGCUGCAAAGAGACAGGGAAAGGGAAAGAGAGAGGGAACAGGAACGGGAACGGGAACGGGAACGGGAACGUCAUCAAAAUCCAAAAAGUGAUGACUUGUUGUGUUG